AUGACAGCGAUCAUUGAAACAGCUUCGCCGCACCUCCGGGUGUCAGCCGCCAAGGCAUCCACCAAAAAGGAACCCGAAUCAACAAGAAUCCAGGCACCAGAGGCCCUGGUCGAGGACCACUUCUUCUGGACCUACACCGAAGAACCCCAUCGUUCAAGACGGCAAGCAAUUAUCAAAGCUCAUCCGGAGGUUACUAAACUAUGUGGCCCCGAGCCUCUCACGAAAUGGGUCGUUCUUGGUGUCGUCUCCUUGCAAUUCACCUGCGCCUACCUCCUCCGCAACACCUCAAUGCUCGACUGGCGGUUUCUGGCAACGGCAUACGUGAUUGGUGCAACUUGCAACCAGAAUCUGUUCCUCGCAAUUCAUGAGAUCUCACACAAUCUGGCCUUCCGGUCCGCUAUCGCCAACCGGUUGCUCGCCAUCUUUGCCAAUCUCCCCAUCGGACUGCCGUAUAGUGCUGCCUUCAGACCCUACCAUCUGACACACCACAAGUCCCUCGGCGUCACAGGCCUCGAUACCGAUCUCCCUACAGCAGUAGAAGCCUUCUUCCUGAACUCCCUCCUCGGCAAGACCUUCUUCUGCACCUUCCAAAUCCUCUUCUACGCUGUGCGUCCGAUGUUCAUCUACAGCCCACCCUUCACCUACAUCCACCUUCUGAAUCUGGGCGUCCAACUGAGCGUCGACUACGCGCUGUCCCAAUUCUGCGGCUCCUUCCAACCAGUCUUCUACUUCCUGAUGAGCUCCUUCCUGGCAGGAUCCCUGCACCCCUGCGCAGGCCACUUCAUCGCGGAGCACUAUUUCUUCUCGAACGUCGAGAACGGCGGCACCGAGUCUCUCACGCAGCUGAAGAACGGCGAGAAGACUAAGAAGCCACACCCGCUCGACUCCCUCCCUCCCCCGGAGACAUACUCUUACUAUGGUCCGCUCAACAUACUCACUUACAACGUCGGCUUGCAUAACGAGCACCAUGAUUUUCCUGCUAUCCCGUGGACUAAGCUGCACAAGCUGCAUGAGAUCGCGAGUGACUUCUAUGAGCCACUUCCCUGCCACCGCAGCUGGGUCUGGGUUAUCUAUACCUUUAUUCUUGACAAGAAUGUUGGGCCUUGGUGCCGCGUGAAGCGUGAGCAGGGCGGUCGUAUUGUUGGUGGCGGAAAAAAGAGUGACGAGAAGGCUGCUGCUCAGCAGUGGACUGGUCGUGGUGGUGAGGGGAUCUCGGCUGCGUCGGCGGGCCCGGCGGGUGAGGAGGGUGAUGGUUGGAAGGAGAGUGAGAUUCAGUGCUAG
Molecule: messenger RNA, 1281 nt
Organism: Penicillium soppii
Lineage: Eukaryota; Fungi; Ascomycota; Eurotiomycetes; Eurotiales; Aspergillaceae
Product: sphingolipid delta(4)-desaturase family protein
Exons: 3
Coding region: 1-1281 (426 amino acids)
Biological process (GO): ceramide biosynthetic process
Cellular component (GO): membrane
Molecular function (GO): sphingolipid delta-4 desaturase activity
Source: RefSeq, a predicted model, not a curated record